This is a messenger RNA of Neltuma alba, 1263 nucleotides long. RefSeq lists its product as uncharacterized. Gene Ontology annotation, molecular function: protein binding. The coding region runs from base 1 to 1224 and encodes 407 amino acids. Lineage: Eukaryota; Viridiplantae; Streptophyta; Magnoliopsida; Fabales; Fabaceae. The transcript is spliced from 3 exons. The record is from RefSeq and is a predicted model, not a curated record.
AUGCCGUCUCUUGAAGUGCUCGUUCUUACUAACUGCAAGAGCCUUGAGUGCUUCCCUAAUUUAGUUGGAAAGAUGGAUGCACUUGGAAGUAUUUUUGCAGAAGGUAGCGCUAUUAAAGAGCUUCCAAACAGCUUAUUCACGUUGCAAAAUCUUAGCACACUCAUGUUGGGAGGACUUCAGCCUCAUGGUAGAAAAUGUUUGAAGAAAUUACUGCAAGAAAGCCAACCACUUAUCAGUUGCCCAAGCAUAGAUUGCUUAGAUCUUGGAAACUGUGGCCUUUUGGAUGAUGAUGUUUACCUUACUCUGAAAUAUUUUCAGAAUCUGCAAGACUUGGAUUUAUCAGGAAAUGAUUUUGCGUCACUUCCUGGGUGCAUUAAAGAGUGUGCUGAUCUAAUGAUGCUAGAAAUAAAUAACUGCAAGAUGCUAAGAGACAUACCAGAACUGCCAUCGGGGUUGCAAGACAUGAGGGCAGAGAAUUGCACUUCGUUAACAACUGAAUCAUCAAGCCGUUUAUGGUUUCAGGCAAAAAGCUUCUUUACUAUGCCGGCAACAACAUUUCCCGACUGGUUCGACUAUUGCUGCGAAGGAGGCACAUUGUCUCUUGGUGUUCGUGGGAAAAGUUUUCCUUAUCUUAUCGUCGCAAUUGAAUCUGGAAAAGCUAAGACGAGAAAGAGUCUUCCCUUCCAAGUUUUUAUAAGAAUCAAUAGCCGUAAAAUGUCAUUAAUAAAACGUGAUGUUCCUUAUGCAACUGGUACAAGUAGAGAAUAUGAUGCCUUCUUUUUCUAUGGUAAGCAAGGUCAUGUGAUUUCAUUUGAUUUACUUCAGAACUUUGAUGAAGAAGAGUUGGAGGAGCUUAAUAAGUUUCUGGAAUCGGGUUGGAAUGAUGUGGACAUACAAGUCAUGUGUGACUCACCAAAUAUCUCCAUAAUUAAGUGUGGAGUUUAUGUUGAUAAGCAGCAAACGAGCAUGGAGAAUAUUCGCUUUGUGUUUCCUAGGGCUUUCAUGAAUAAUGCUUCAAGAACCUCACUGAAACGAAAAUCCAUAGCUUCUCCUCUUCAUGCACCAGCCAAGAAGCUCUUGAGACAUUUCAAGGCUGCUGAUAAAGGACAACACAAUAACACCAAGAAAGGGACCAAGAGAAGAAAACGACACCAAGUUUUUCGUUCGUGGUACAAGACGCUCUAUCCAAGGGGCAACCAUUUUUGGAGAUUUCUUUACUAUUAGCUCUCUAUAAUUUCUGGCUUCCCCUAUCAACGAAAUAGG